AUGUUGGACUCCAUGAGUUGUUCCCGCUUCCCCAAGGGACAUGAACUCCCCCAGCACACUAGCUCAUUUGGGGGUUGCUGUUAUGGGGUAUCAAGUUUUCAUGGAUAUUUCUGUGGUACUCGUUCUUCGCGUAAGCAGGCAAGACAUGUGAAGUUUAAUGCAGUCAGAUGCAGGAUAAGUGAUUACUCUUUCACUUCUUCAACCAGAGCCCUUGAAAGCAAAGCCUUGUUUACUUCAUCAGUACCGAUAAGAGGAGGAUUGUACCUAUUUAAACACAAAUUGAACCAUACUCGGAUAUCUUCAAACAUCGAGGUUGCUGGUGCCGUAGAAGUCAUCAAUGAUCUGGGGUUGGAUACAUUGACUUUCUUGGCUGUGACUGUUAUUGUUGUCCCUGCGUUCAGGUUCAUUAAAGCUAGCCCAAUACUUGGCUUCUUCUUUGCUGGCGUCGUACUGAAUCAGUUUGGCUUCAUCCGGAAUCUGACUGAUGUUAAGGUUCUGUCAGAAUGGGGAAUUCUGUUCCUGCUGUUUGAAAUGGGCUUGGAGCUCUCACUUGCCCGACUAAAAGCCCUUGCAAAAUUUGCCUUUGGCAUGGGAUUGACUCAGGUUGUGUUAUCCACUCUUGCUUUUACAGCAUUUGAGCUUCCACCUAAUGGGGCUAUUGGAACGAGAAUUUUGGAGUUCCUAUUUCACUCAAGGUCUGACUUGGUGAAUAUUAGAAGCAUUGAUGAGGCCAUUGUUAUCGGUGCAGCUCUCUCUCUGUCGUCUUCUGCUUUUGUUCUUCAGCUUCUUGCAGAGAAGGGUGAGCUUCCUACAAGAUUCGGUUCAGCAACUUUGGGGAUACUUCUGUUUCAGGAUAUAGCUGUUGUUCCCCUCUUAGUCGUACUUCCUAUCCUAGAGAGCCAGACUCUAGUCGGGGAAAGUGUCUUGCCCAUGCUUAUUAAUGAAAGUUUGAAGGCUUUACUUGGACUGGGAGUGCUGUCUCUUGGGGGAAAAUACCUUCUAAGGCGAGUUUUUGAGGUUGUUGCAGAAGCAAGGAGCUCAGAGGCUUUUGUUGCUCUCUGCCUGCUGACAGUUGCUGGGACUUCUCUCAUCACCCAGAAGUUAGGCUUCAGUGACACGCUUGGAGCAUUUUUAGCCGGGGCUAUUUUGGCAGAAACAAAUUUCCGUACACAGAUUGAAGCUGAUAUAAGGCCAUUUAGGGGGUUACUUCUUGGAUUAUUUUUUGUGACUACAGGAACUUCUAUUGACAUGGAGCUGCUGCUUCGAGAAUGGCCGAAUGUACUAUCACUCUUGGGGGGCUUAAUUGUCAUCAAAACACUGAUUAUAACAGCUAUAGGUCCGCGUGUUGGACUCACUUUGCAAGAAAGUGUAAGAAUUGGUUUGCUAUUAUCACAGGGUGGAGAGUUUGCUUUUGUUGUCUUCUCUCUGGCUAACAGGUUGGGAGUGCUACCACUGGAGCUUAACAAGCUUCUUAUAAUUGUUGUUGUAUUGUCAAUGGCAUUAACCCCGUGGCUUAAUGACCUUGGAAGAAGAGCUGCUGAUUUUAUUGAAGACAAGUCUGAUACAGAAGAUAAAGGGGCUAUGCCAGUGAACUUUGAAGGCAGCGAACCGGUUGUCAUCCUUGGAUUUGGACAGAUGGGCCAGGUGUUGGCAAACUUAUUGGGCACUCCAUUAGCUUCAGCAGUAGAGGGAGACGCUAUGGCGGGAAUGCCUUAUGUAGCUUUCGAGCUGAACCCAUCUGUGGUGAAGGCGUCUAGAAAAAUUGGUUUCCCUAUUCUCUAUGGGGAUGGAUCGAGCCCUGAAGUGCUGCGAGCGGCAGGAAUCUCUUCACCUAAGGCUGUAAUGAUUACCUACACAGGCAAGAAGAAGACAAUUGAGGCUAUUCAGAAGCUCCGACUUGCCUUUCCUGGGAUCCCGAUAUACGCUAGAGCCCAAAAUAUCACGCAUCUUUUAGAUCUUAAAAAAGCUGGUGCUACGGAUGCAAUUCUAGAAAAUGCAGAGACAAGUUUACAACUUGGGUCUAAGCUCUUGAAAGGACUUGGAGUCAUGUCUGAUGACGUCAACUUUUUGAGCCAACUGGUCCGGGACUCCAUGGAGAUGCAAGCUCAAGAAGCGGCACUAAGAAAGACUGAUGAAUCAGACACGGAUAUCAUGAAGCCGCUUCAGGUGAGAGUUUCGGAUUCCAUUGCCGUCCAAGAGCCUGUGUCAUCGUUAUCAGGGGAGGAGAAACUCAUGUUGAGAACAGACGAGAAGGAUGAAAGCCAUGUCUUGAGGCUUGAAGGGAAAGCGGAGGAAAUGGCACGCAGUGGUAGUGACCGCCAACAAGAGGAUGUAUAA
Molecule: messenger RNA, 2337 nt
Organism: Linum trigynum
Lineage: Eukaryota; Viridiplantae; Streptophyta; Magnoliopsida; Malpighiales; Linaceae
Source: the annotation of a GenBank genome assembly